AUGGAAAAAAAUAUUAAGUCACUCUUAUUUAUUAAUGUUGCUUCUUUUAUCUUUUUAAUUUGUAUAUGGAAUUUCACCAAUGAUAUGUGUUUGCUUAAUAAAUGUUUGGAUGAGUACCGUAAUCAUGAUAAAAAAUUAUGUAGAAAAACAUUCCGAUUACUAGCAAACUGUAAAGGAGAUAAUUAUUCAGCUAUGAUAGGAUUAAAAAAAGAGAUGCCAAAUAAUACUGUGAAGGAAAAAAAGGACAUCUAUAUUUAUGAGAAUGAAUCUAAAAAGGAAAUGAAACAAACAAAUAGAAAUUUAUUAAGUACAUAUGUAGAGAACAAACAAGAUAUGAAAAAUAAAUCAUGUAUAUUUGAAACAAGAAAAUAUUCUCGUUUGGAAAAAAAAAUAUUCAAAGAACUUGAUUAUGAAUAUUUCCUUAAAAAUAACAGAACUAUUAGUGAUAAGUUGUACAAAAAAAUAAUGAGAAAAAAAUGCGGAAAGCGAUUUUCUUUACCUUUAUUAUUGUUAUCGUUAUUAUUAGUAUCACUCAUUUUAGAUUUAUCUUGUGGUUUUGGACUUGUACGAGGAUUGUAUGAGGUAAUAUUUCAUUUUUCGUCUCCAGUUUCAACAACAUUCGGGACUAGAGUAAAUAUAGUUAUUUCUCCGAUCAUACGAUCUUUAUAUGAUUCUUUGACUAAUUCUCCUUUUAAAUGGUUGUUCGAUAAUAUAGUGUAUAUAGAAGAGAAAAAGCGGCAUGUGAACUAUUGUGUAUCAAAUUUUUUUUCCUUCAUAAUAUAUGUCAUACCAUUUAUUAUAUUAGGUGUCACACUCAUAUUAGCGCUAGUUUAUUAUCAUAAAAAAGUUAAAAAAUUUGAAAAAAUUAAGUUCAGAAAAAGAUAA
Molecule: messenger RNA, 885 nt
Organism: Plasmodium malariae
Lineage: Eukaryota; Apicomplexa; Aconoidasida; Haemosporida; Plasmodiidae
Product: fam-l protein
Exons: 2
Coding region: 1-885 (294 amino acids)
Source: RefSeq, a predicted model, not a curated record